GAGAGUUUGAGUGAGAGAGAUUUCCGUGAAAUGGCGAGAAGACCGGAUGAAGAGUACGAUUAUUUGUUCAAAGUUGUGCUGAUCGGAGAUUCAGGAGUAGGCAAAUCUAACCUGCUCUCCCGAUUCACCAGAAACGAGUUCUGUCUAGAGUCCAAGUCAACCAUCGGCGUUGAAUUCGCCACUCGUACUCUUGAGGUUGAGGGGAGGACGGUGAAGGCUCAGAUAUGGGACACUGCCGGACAGGAGAGGUAUCGAGCCAUAACUAGCGCAUACUAUAGGGGUGCACUUGGGGCUCUAUUAGUGUAUGACGUGACAAAACCAACAACCUUUGAAAAUGUGAGCCGUUGGUUGAAGGAACUCAGAGAUCAUGCAGACUCAAACAUUGUGAUCACGUUGAUUGGGAAUAAGGCCGAUCUAGCCCAUCUCCGUGCAGUGACUACGGAGGAUUCUCAAAGCUAUGCCGAAAAGGAAGGCCUCUCUUUCAUUGAAACGUCUGCUUUGGAGGCAACUAAUGUAGAGAAGGCAUUCCACACCAUUCUUUCAGAAAUCUAUCGGACUAUUAGUAAGAAGUCACUUUCUUCAGAGGAGCCAGCAAUUGGGGUUAGUAUUAAAGGAGGGAAGACUCUCGAUGUUAGUGCCCAAGAUUCUAACACCAAAAAACCUUGCUGCUCUACGGCUUGAUAAUUGUCAUUGGUCGCUCUUUUUCUCCCAUUCACACUGAUGGCUUGAUCUCUUAUGGGUUUUUACUAUUUCUGCUGUAUUAUUAAUGUUAUUCUAUUAUUAUUAUUAUUAUAUCAUAUUGCUAUUAUUGUUAAGUUUCUUCUUUUUGAGUUGAGUGCUAUUUGAGGCUUUAAUAUCCGAUAUAUUUUGUGGCAUGUAUACUUGUACAUUGCAGGCUUUGCAGUUACCUGACUACUUAUUUUAUUUUAUCAAGUAUUACCUCUGUAACAUACUAACAUACAUAUUUUAUUGAGGGUAUGAUAGAGAGAUAAUGAAAUAAUAAUAUGUUGGAAUGAAGGAUAAAUC
Messenger RNA from Cuscuta epithymum, 1026 nucleotides. Lineage: Eukaryota; Viridiplantae; Streptophyta; Magnoliopsida; Solanales; Convolvulaceae. The record is from the annotation of a GenBank genome assembly.